ACAACAUGGUGUGUCCGCCUCUCUGGUACCCUGCGCUGUGCACGCUGCUGCCAUCGUCAGAGAGAGGAAGACACACACACUGACCGACCUAAUCCACAAAACCUGGAGACAGCUGCUGAUCACCGGUCUCCCUGGGGUCCAGCCUGUUCUGUGUGCCCGACCAGACACUCCUCCACCUCCGGCCUACGCCUUCUCCUCUCCCCCCUGUGAGCAGCCAUGCCUCCCCCUCUGGGUCCUGCUGCGGGGUACACCCCACCCGAGGGCGGCUGGGGCUGGGCGGUGGUGGCGGGGGCCUUCAUCUCCAUCGGCUUCUCCUACGCCUUCCCCAAGUCCAUCACCGUCUUCUUCAAGGAGAUCGAGCAGAUCUUCGACGCCACCCCCAGCCAGGUGUCCUGGAUCUCCUCCAUCAUGCUGGCCGUCAUGUACGCCGGAGGUCCAAUCAGCAGUAUCCUGGUGAAUAAGUUUGGCAGCCGACCAAUCAUGAUGCUGGGCGGGUGUCUGGCGGGGGCGGGGCUGAUCUCCGCCUCCUUCUGCAACACAGUGGGCCAGCUCUACUUCUUCAUCGGCGUGAUCGGAGGCUUGGGCCUGGCCUUCAACCUGAACCCGGCCCUCACUAUGAUCGGGAAGUACUUCUUCAAGCGGCGGCCCAUCGCCAACGGCAUCGCCAUGGCGGGCAGCCCGGUCUUCCUGUCCACCCUGGCCCCCCUCAACUCCUGGCUCUUCGACCAGUUCGGCUGGAGGGGCAGCUUCCUGAUCCUCGGGGGGCUCCUGUUCAACUGCUGCGUGGCGGGCUCCCUGAUGCGGCCCCUGGGACCCCCCCUGCCGCCCCCGCCCAGCCCGGAGCCGCUGCCGGGCAAGGAGGGGCAGGCGGCGCCGAAGAAGACGGUGCUGCAGACCGUCAACUCCUUCAUCGACCUCACCCUGUUCCAGCACCGCGGCUUCCUGCUCUACCUCAUGGGCAACGUGGUGAUGUUCUUCGGCCUGUUCGCGCCCCUCGUCUUCCUCUCCAACUUCGCCAAGAGCAAGGACAUCAGCAAGGAGCGCGCGGCCUUCCUGCUGUCGGUGCUGGCCUUCGUGGACAUGUUUGCGAGGCCCUCCAUGGGGCUGCUGGCCAACACGCGCUGGGUGCGGCCCAGGAUCCAGUACUUCUUUGCGGCGGCGGUGCUCCUCAACGGGAUUUGCCACCUGCUGGGGCCGCUGUCCGUCGACUACACCGGCUUCGUGGUGUACGCCAUCUUCUUCGGCUUUGCGUUCGGCUGGCUGAGCUCGGUGCUGUUCGAGACCCUGAUGGACCUGGUGGGCGCCCAGCGCUUCUCCUCCGCCGUGGGCCUGGUCACCAUCGUUGAGUGUGGCCCCGUGCUGCUCGGACCACCGCUCACAGGCAGCUUCUACAACUACUACCAGUCCUACGACUACACCUACAUCACGUCGGGGGCCAUCCUGGUGGUGGCCAGCGUGUUCCUCUUCCUGGGCAUGGGCCUCAACUACCACCUGCUGGCCAAGGAGAAGAGGCAGGAGGAGAGGGAGGCCCGCGACCAGUCCCCGGAGGAGCGCACCGCCAUGCUGGCCCCGCCCGCGGACCCCCAGGCGGACCCCCAGGAGAGCGACGCACCGCCGGCCGUCUCUCUGGACGAAGUGGCCAGGGUGGACGAGGACACUGUGCUAUGAGCACACACACACACACACACACACACACACACACACACACACACACACACACACACACACACACACACACACACACACACACACACACACACACACACACACACACACACACACACACACACUCAGGCGAGCACACACACUCACAUACACACACACUCAUCACUCACUCACUCAGGCCAGCACACACACACAACACACUCACUCACUCACUCAGGCCAGCACACACACACAACACACUCACUCACUCACUCAGGCGAGCACACACAAACACAAAUGUACUCACUCACUCAGGCCAGCGCACACACAGACAAAGACAAACACACACAAACAUGCACCGUCGAUCAGGUUAGAUGUUUGGUGAGAUCGUGCUCGAUCUCGAGGUGUUGACUCUUCUCUAAACUCUUUCUAGCAAUACACACACAACCCCACCGACACACACACUCACGAGGAAGUUCUCUCUAGCAGGAACAUCUGAGUUAAUGUGCUGAUAGGUGAGCUGUGAACCUAGAUUCAGUCCAUCAGUCUGUCCCGGAGCAGAAGACCUGACAGCUCAAGGGAUCCAACAGGCUCCUCAGACUCUGGAGUGGCUGUUAUUGUCUGAGGUCUCACACACACACGCACACACACACACAGCAUCGUGUUAAUAGAGAGUCAGUAGUGAUGCAGUGGUUGACUGAUGGUACUGGAAGAGGCACCCGGAUGCAGUGCGGUAGCCCCCGCUGACUGAGAAUCACCACUCACAACUUGGUAGCUAUCCAGUGUCGGCUAACACAUGUUAGCUAUCCAGUGUCGGCUAACACGUGUUAGCUAUCCAGUGUUAGCAAACCCGUUUUAGCUGUUCAGUGAGAGCUAACACAGGGCCUGAACUGCCUUCAGACACAGGGAUUUGGACAGGGUAUUAUAUAGUCAUAGAGUUUUUUAGGUUGGCCUUUAGCAGUGUUUGUAAUAACUCAGUUUAAAAGAACGGCCUUAGGUAACCUCGUAAUUAACUAAUAACUGUUUCCCUCGUUUCAACGCCGUUACCGCUACUGUAGGUUAAAUGGGGUGCGUUGUUACUAUGAAUUGAUUGAAUAAACUGAUCCGAACGCACCCCUGGCUCCAACCACAAACUGCUAGUGAGGAGGCCGGGUGGGUUAACAACGAGAUAAGAGACUACGAUUGGCCAAGGCAGAGUCAUGUUUCAUGGUAGCCAAUCGGAGCCAGUGUUUUUACACACAAGCCAGGACACGCGCGGCACACACGCCAAACAGAUUCGAUGAAGCAGCAGAAAUGGCGAGUCCGGAGCAAUCCGAUGAAAAGUUGGCAUUUUCUGUAGUAUUCGGCAGAUGUUCCACAGCCUUUGCAAACAAGUAAAUUAAAAUGCAGUUGGAAGUAUAUCAGGGCCUUGAAUGGGCACAUUAAGGCCAAGUGAAAACUGCUCAGAAAAUCCAAAUUCUUUGACAUAUAGCAACUUUCUAUUUUAAAGUUACACAAAUAGUUACUUUCCCUGGUAACUAGUUACUUUUAUUAUAGAGUAAUUCAGUUACUAACUUAGUUACUUUUUGGAACAAGUAGUGAGUAACUAUAAUUAAUUACUUUUUUAAAGUAAUGUUCCCAACACUGGCCUUCAGUUUGAAGACGCCACUCGCAGGCUUUGCACCAUUGCCUGCAGCGGAGUGAGGAGGAGGGUGGGACAGCGUGGGGUGGUUUAGUGCAGUCCAUACGCUGAUUAAGCUGACCUCUGUUUCCCCCUGUUGUGGGCGCCGACAUGCCCCUACACUGUUGUUUUGAGACUUAACAGUAGAGGACCUCCCUGGGCCUAAAGGAAUGAGUUCACAGACAGAACAGAUGAGCCAACACUAAAUAAACCCUGGCGAUUUUAACAUUUCUAAAAUGAGGAAACAAAUUGAUAUUUGUCACACAAAGUAGUGUUUUGACAUGUACUGAAGUAUCAAUUGCUUAAAAAACAGUUGGUUUGUGUUGCACACAGAAGCAAGCCGAACCCUGUGAAGCCCUGAGACAGCACAGAAACAAACUCUGUGCCUGAGGAGGCGAACCUUCAUUUAGACUUCGUUUUUUAAUUCAACCAUAUCCACAUGUGUGUCAAUAAACCUUAAUAGCCACAGUGCCAAAUGAACACUGUACACUAAACAAUUACCCUCAGUAAUACCACAUAGCACUCAUAACCAUGUUUUAAGUAGUGCUGUAUUUUCAUGUAACCGCUUUUGUUUUACUUCAAAAGCUUUUUAUCAAUUUAGACCCACUGUAAAAUGAUAAUCUGACAAAUCAUAGUGUUAUACAUAAAACAUAACCCGUAAUAUCUAAAGUGCAAGAUCCGGUUUCAACAUGAAUAAUUAGUAUGAAGUACUGUAGUACUAUACUGUAGUGCUAUAAAUAAACGUUUAGCUUUUUAGAAUGAAACACUUCUGUGCUUUGGUCAACCAUCAGAAAUGACAGAUUGAACCACUAUUCUGGUAUAAUCAUGUCUAUUGAAAUGACAAGCAUGUUUGUUUGCUCAAAAAUGUAUAUUUUUUAAAUGUGUGCCACGUUAUUUUUGGAUGAGAAAUAUGAAUUUAAAUGAUUUCAAGUUUUUUUUUUUAUAGUUUAUGAAUUUCAGACAAAGUGUGAUUCCCUCUCCCCUUUUUAUUUUUAUUGUUCUGCUCUUUAAUAUCAUAGCAUUUUUGUAACUCAAUAACGUUGGUUGUUUUAUAAAUGACUAAAAGUAAAGUUAGGGCCCCCUGACUGCCAGAAGUAUAUCCCAUACAGAAUAUCCUCUGGAACUCUGCUGUGUAAUGAAACGACUGGAAGUCGUCUCUGAGCAGUUCCCUCUGGAUCGAUGGCCCAAAAUACACGACAGAGGGUAGACUCCUGGAGUUUCCAUCUUCAUACGACCCUCGUUCUUGAGCUUGCCAAACAAUAUUGAUGCAAAAACGACAUGCAUUGAGUUGUUAUGUCUUUUUAUUAGUGUAUGUUUUGUUGCCAUUAGAUAGCUGGGAUAUCAAGGGAUACAUCUUAGGGUAUAACCAUGAAGAUAACUGUUCGACAGCUUUUUCUACGCUAUGAAAAAGGGUACUUUGCUGCAGCAACUUUUUGUUUUGUUUCCAAAAGAACAAAUAGGAUAAUGUGGAAUUGAGUUCCUCUUCUAUUGGAUGUGUUUGAGCUGUAUUGGAUGUGUUUGAGCUGUAUUGGAUGUAUGAGUAAGGUUUUGUUUGUAUGACUUUGAGAUGAUGAAUGAGAGAACGAUUAAACCCUUUUGUAAGGCAUUCAGUUUUAGUCCAUUUCUUU
Gadus chalcogrammus (walleye pollock) is the source of this 4932-nucleotide messenger RNA. RefSeq names its product monocarboxylate transporter 1-like. The transcript is spliced from 5 exons. Gene Ontology annotation, cellular component: membrane. The coding region runs from base 217 to 1668 and encodes 483 amino acids. Gene Ontology annotation, biological process: transmembrane transport; monocarboxylic acid transport. Gene Ontology annotation, molecular function: monocarboxylic acid transmembrane transporter activity. NCBI's taxonomy places the organism in Eukaryota, Metazoa, Chordata, Actinopteri, Gadiformes, Gadidae. The record is from RefSeq and is a predicted model, not a curated record.